CCCGUCCCUUCUUUGCUGGUUUUUAUUUUCUUUUUAGAAGGGAGCGGCGGGCAUACUCCGCCGCCCACUCGUAGCUAUCAUUUCUCCAUGGUUUUCCAAUAGACGGCCUUUUCCUUUUCGCCCUGGAAGCGGAAGGUUGAAACAGCCUCAAAAUAAAUCCCAGGAUUUCUAUUUCUGCAGGAAGCCGAAUAGCAGUCGCUCUCAACUUUUCCUAUCUCUAUUCUUGAAUAGUAGGGACUGAGCGGCUUGCGCAUGCGUGUCGCAUGAAAACAUCCCGCUUCACGUUCCGAGGCCGAUGCACGUGAUCGCUGAGUCGCUCUGCCUCGGCGUCUGUAUGGCUGCUGCGGCUGCUUCCGGCCGCGGCUGUCAGGAGGACUCCUCGCUCCUCCCCCGCCCCCUUCCUGAUCGGUGGCUGAAGAGAUGGCGAGCGGCGGCGGCGGCGGCAGCUCGGAUGUCCCGGCGGCAGAGGCAGGGGAGCCGGUGCCGGUGCCCGGUGGCUGCGCGGCCGGAGGCGAGGAGGAAGAGGAGGAGGAGCAGGAGGUCUUGGCUCUGGCCGUCCACCUGAGGCGGCGCCUGAGGGGCUGGGAGGCGACGGUGGCCGCCGUGCAGCGGCUGCUGGUCUGGGAGAGGCCGCCGCAGAGCCUGGCCGGGGCCGCCGCGCUCGGAGCUGCUCUGUGGUGAGAGGAGGCGGAGGCCACUCGGGGGGGGGGGCGCAGGAUGGGGCCCCGGGAGGUAGCGCGCGCGCGGGGGUUGGUGUUGUUCACGUGCGUGGCAGCGGCGGCGGUUAGGAACCGCGCGAAGGGGGCUGAAAGUAGAGCCGGCAGGUAGAUGGGGUCGUGGAUACUCCUGACGUGGUUUCAGCUGGGCGGCCGGUUCUCUCUUGGCGAGAGGAAGAGGCCAGGCUGCAAGAGAGCCCCGGGCUUAGGGUCACCUAUCCUGCUGCAAAUUUAAUACCACAUAGAGCUGUUUUCCUACGCGUGCUUACUUGGGAGUAGACCCCUAUUGAAAUCCGUUGGACUUACCUCUGAGUAAACGUGAAUAACCUUGUGCUACUCAUAACCUUCCAGUUGUCUGCAGGGAAGCUUUCUAAGGGAAAGGAGUUGCCAGUCUGAUGUGAGGUGGGCAGCUUUAGGGUAGCGUUUUCUGAUGCUGGUCAAGGGAAGGAUUGCUCAGGAAUAGCCGUUCUGUUUCAUUCUGAGUGUCUGCCAUGCACUAUUCUGGAAUAAGUUGAUAGCCCCAUGUGAUUAUGUUUAACUUAUGUAUGUAACCCUUCCCUUCUCCAAAGAUCUUAGGUUUUCAUAUUUAGGGUUUCUCUGGCUAUUCUCAUAGCAAUCCUGUAGGGUUAGUUGAGCUUAGUAAUAAUCAGUUGCCCAAGUCAGUUAGCUGGAGCUUGGACCAAGGUCUCCCCAAAUCAAUCAAAACACACAUACAAUUUGUGCAAAGAUUUUGGUUGGGACAUUUGGAAAUAGGUUUCUUGAGGUUGGGGAAUUGUGGGAAAAGGUACUGGGGAGGCUAGUAUGAGGAAUGGAGGAAAGUGGAAUAGGUAAGAAAUUUGCAGUUGUGGAAGGGAAUUUAGGGCUGUGAAGUUGAGUGGUAGUUGCAAGGGAGAGAUCUGGUAAAAUGUAGUUAUGCAGUGGUGAUGGAAAGGCCUUGCAACAGGUAAAACUACACAGUGCAUGUGUAAAAGAUCAAAGUUGAUAUGAGCAAUAAAGCAUUUGAGAAUGGAGGAUAUUUGGUUGUGAAUUCCCUCAAUGGCCAAGGAUUAUCCUAUUUUAAAGGAGGCACAGGUGUACAGGGACAUCCCCUACAAGUUGGAGUCAUUCUGAAAAGAGCAGCACUUCUCCCAGAAGUAAGAGCAGUGUGAAGGAACACUGAGAUGAAUUGCUAAUUGAUAGUAGGUGGAAUGUGCAUUAAGAUUGUAUGACUGUCUGGAUCACUACUGCAGCCCCAAAGUAAUUCAGAUGGGCCUUUAAAUGUCAUCUGACUUUUGGAUUCUUGGCCCUAUCUUCUGAAAGUUAAAAAAGAACUGCUAGAUACCUUUAAAACCAGCAGAUCUCUGGACACCAUACUUUUGCCCAAUUUUGGUAUCACUCUCUAGCAAUCUAGAAGCUUCUGUCUGGAAACAGCAACAAAUCAUAAAAGCAAUGUAAAUCCUUCUUUUGUGGUCCUUCAUUAGUAUGAGAAAAGUGGCAAUUCUAAAUAUUCUUUCCUGGGACCAAUUUUCUGUGCACUAUGAAGGGAGGCAGAUGACUUUAAAAUAAUGGACCCUGAAAGCUUAGUCAAAGAAACUCAUAACAUCUUUGCUUCUUCGUGUAGAUCUGCAAAAAAUGUGAGAUGACAUGAGUGAUUUAAAAGAUAGGAAAGCAUGGGAAACUUUCAUUUGCUCCUACUUGGCACUACCAUUACAUUUUGGAGCAGUUUUCAAUAUCCUUUAUAAACAAAUCCAGAAUGGUGCUUCAAGUUAUAAUUAUUGUUGGGAGUGGAAGGAUGUUGGGUCCAGACGUCUAGUGAAAAAAUGAUUGUACCCUCCUGUAGCAAGCUUUUGCUUAUCUAAUUGUUAAAAUUCAUCCCAGAUGUCUGGGGGUAAAAAAGUAAGUUCAACACCCUUCCCCCUGGAUUACUUGCUUAUUUCAGCAAUAAGAAUCUACUUUACAGGGAGUCAGUACUGGGCUCAGCAGGUCAAUGGUCUACUACUUUCACUGGCAGAGAAAUUCUAGAGUCGCAAGUCAAAAACUUUCCCAGCCCUAGUCCCUGAGACUCUUAACUGACGAUAGCCGGGACUUAACAUUGGACUUUCUACAUGCCACACGUGUACUCUGCCUAUGAGCUAUAGAGAAGAGUAUAGAACAAGCUGCAUGCAUGAGUUAAUAGUGGGGUUCCCUCCUUGAAAUUUGUCUGUCUGAGACUACUGCUGGUCUUGUAUGGAUGAAAUUCUGUUGCCCCUGGCCACAGUGCAGUCAUGGAUUGAUUAAGUCCCUGGUGGACCCAAGAAGGCUUCGCUUUGAGGCAUAUUUUGUGGUGUCUUCUACACUUGAUCUAACAAGGAUUGCAGUCACAAGCUUAGGAUGUGGGACUUAACAUUGGUUGGGUUUAGCGUCAUGUAGACUUCCCUCUUCACUCUCAAAGUAUAAACAGACCUCUCCCUGACGCACGGGUGGUGCCAAGUGCGCCUCCAGGACUUGGCUUGUGAUAAACACGGACUGCUACUAGCAGCUGCAGAUAAUUGGAGACUCGCCCAGGAGUGUUUCUACUUAGAAUUUGUGCACUCACUGUGUACAACCCACAUGGUUCAUACUAUCCCCAGCUUGGGCCUGGUAGCUUAGUAGUAACCCCUGGCAAUGUGCCAGGCUGGGAGUAAGCCCUACAAGCUGUGCUCUUGUUAAGCCUGCAGUGGAUGAGAACUGUAGUGCUAGCACAUUCCUUGUUUCUGCCUAUCCUGCCUCUGCGCACACAGCAACAUUGAACAAGCCCGUGUGGUGGAAUCCAGCAUACAGCUGGGGGGGGGAAACAUCCUGUUUACUCUUGCAGACAAUGAGCUGACUGUCAGCAGAGCAGAUUCACAGGCUGGAGUCAAGCAGGGGUUGGUAGUACACUUCCAGAGACUGCAGUUUGUGGAGAUGUUAAUUUAAACUAGAAAUGUUUUUUGUUAUAAUACUUAAUAACAAUUUAAGAGAAGGGAGAAAGAUCCUGCCAGAAAAUAUUUUCUCAUUAAAAGAAGAAAAAUUCUCAAACAGUAAUACAUACAGGGCUAGAAAGAGAAGAAAACAUAACAUAAAAGAAGCCAGCAGCAUAUUUUUUAGGUACCCGCCAUGCUCGGGCUAAUAUAUUUCAAAUUACUAGGUGCCACCAACAUCAUUUUUCUAGUUGACUGGAUGCCUGUAAUUUUUAAACCUUUAAUUACACAGAGUACAGGUCUCUAAACUGUACACUCAUGGUCCGAUGCAUAGAAAUCCAGUGCCUAUAAUAGAUUUCAGUUGGAAGCUGUAUACAAGACUUUCAAGGAUGUGAACUUCUGUCAGUGAUAGCUCAAAUAGGUAGAAAAUAAAAAGGAACAGGGGUGCGCAUCCCAUUCCCACAAUAAGCUUUGGGUGAACAGAAGAGUAUAUUUUGUCAGAGUGCAUUAAUUCAUUUCUUGCCCAACACUUUUGUUCAGUGUGUUUAUGUCAAUAAUAGGCAAAAUGUGUAAAAAAAAUUAGGAACUUGGUGUUUCCACCUCAAAUUGUGGUUUGGGCCACCCCAAAUCAUAGAUCCACACAUGCAGGAGAAUGUUAUCUAGAGAUGACAGACUCAUAGACUCAUAUCCAAUGCAAGUUUUUUAAACACAGGACACUGUCAAAUGUGUUGGUCUAAGCCAUUGCCAAUGAUAGCCAAACACGCAUAGAAAAGAAUAAAGAACUGGGGAAGGGAUGCAAUAAACUUUGGUAUAUCACAAAUCAUACACCCACAUCUGCAGGAUGGUACCCUCUAUCGGACAGCAUAGAAUCACGUCAGGCCCAGUGCUUUUUGGAGUGGCAAGGUGCUAUCAGUUGCAUGGGUCUACACCAAUAAUUGUCAAAAUAUGUACAACUCUACUGCUGGAUGUGUGAGUAUAUGGUUUGGUGGUUCCUAAGUUCCAUCUUAUUUUUUUACACAUUUUGGUUGUCGUUGGCAUAGUUUCACACCACACAGUUUCUUGUGUCCAAGCACUGUGUUGCUAGACCAAAUGCAAUUUGGGUAUAACCAUUGUGGUGGUCCAAAGCAAGUUUGGGUUGCACAAACCCAGUUCCUUAUUCUUUUCUACAUUUGUUGGCUAUUAAUUAUUUGUUAUAUUAGAAUAAUAUAAUUUCUAAAAUUGGCUAUCAUUGGACUACCUAAAAAUUUAUAAUCUGACAUAAAUUUUAUGGAUGUCAUUCUUCAUGAGAUAGGUGCUGCAGCAGAGUGACAGACAGUCAUUUUGGAAAAUAGCUUUUGCAGACAUGUGCCAAUGUGCACAUGAUGUUUACUGAUGUUUCCUCUUUCUGAACUAUCUUCUACAGUGGUGCCACGCAAGACGAAUGCCUCGCAAGACGGAAAACCCGCUAGACGAAAGGGUUUUCCGUUUUUCGAUGCGCUUCGCAGGACGAAUUUCCCUAUGGGCUUGCUUCGCAAGACGAAAAUGUCUUGCGAGUCUUGAGAUUUUUUCGCUUCCCCCUUUUUCUAAGCCGCUAAGCCGCUAAUAGCCUUUUAGCAGCUAAGCCGCUGCCGCUAAGCCUUUAAUAGCCGCUAAACCGCUAAUAGCGCUAAUCCGCUAAUAGGGUUGCUUCGCAAGACGAAGAAACCGCUAGACGAAGAGACUCGCGGAACGGAUUAAUUUCGUCUUGCGAGGCACCACUGUAUGUCAUCCAAGUGGAAAUUGCUUUCAGUAAUGACUUUCCUCCUGAAAUUUAUUACAGUGGUACCUCGGGCUACAUGCACUUCAGGUUACAUACGCUACAGGUUACAGACUCUGCUAAUCCAGAAAUAUUACCUUGGGUUAAGAACUUGGCUUCAGUCUGAGAACAGAAAUCGUGCAGCGGUGAUGCAGCAGCAGCAGGAGGCCCCAUUAGCUAAAGUGGUGCUUCAGGUUAAGAACAGUUUCAGGUUAAGAACAGACCUCCAGAACGAAUUAAGUUCUUAACCCGAGGUACCACUGUAUAGGACACUGGUCUAUAGUGUUGGACUUGGACCUUGAAAACUUUGAAAUGUACUCUAGCAUUUGGCACAAUAUGGCCUAGAUCAGACAUAAGCAAACUCGGCCCUCCAGAUGUUUUGAGACUAGAAUUCCCAUCAUUCCUGAUCACUGGUCCUGUUAGCUAGGAAUGAUGGGAGUUGUAGUCCCAAAACUGAAGGGCUGAGUUUGCCUGUGCCCGGCCUAGAUCAAGGGCCACUGAUGAGUGCCAAGGCACCUGCAAAGGCUUUAACUGAUGCCCCAGAUACUGAGCUUUCAUAAGUAAGUAAGUAAGUAAGUCUGUAGUCCUCCUAGAAAGGAAGUUAUGGGGUAAAAUGUGCAGGUACUUUCUCAGCAAUUUCUGUGAAAUGAGUGAGUGUGAGAUGGCCACUUUUAACUUAUGUCUUUGUCCCUGUAACUUUCCAGGCUGUUUUCCUCCACUUCGUUGCGUCCUCUAUUCCUCCUCAGCAUGGGCUUUAUUGGUGUUCUCCUGUUGGAGAGAUGGAAGCCCCAAUUCCUUUUGGAUUUCUCAGGUAAGUGAAGUAGUGAAGGUUGUGCAAGUAAAGGAAGUGGUGUAGUUCUGGAGCAGGGAUAGUCUUGGUUGAUUUUGCACUCUUGCAAGUUCAGUUCAUUGCUUCCUGUCCUGCUGUGAUUUCCUGCUGAUCAAGCCUUGAACUAACAGUUCCCCCCUUUUUGCUGUACUACACUGAAUAAAAAGUAGCAAGUAAUUGGAGUUCUUUGGACUAAAGGCACUUGGUUAAUAUUUGCUGGCGUUUUUCCCCCCAUCUCUUUGCUUCUGCUCAUGUUGAGAAUGCACAUUAGAGCACCUUUCUGUUUGUUGAGGGCAGUCAUGUGAGAAAUGCUGUUUGGCUGAAGGAUUAAAUGUAGCAAUUUGUUUUGUACAGUUAGAUCUUAAGGAGUGUGGAUGUAACUGCCUGCAAGUCUUAACAAAUUUUGGAUUAAAUAGGUGGUAUCAUAAGUGCCUGAGUGAGAACCAGGCAACUAUGUGGUGUUGGCCUACAGUGUCUAAUGUCUUUCCUUCACUGUCCUCAAGAAAGAUACCCUUGAUGAGCUCAGCAUGUGGAGCACCAGUGGCUAGCCUUUUGUUGGCCCAAGGUCUGUAUUUGUUCUUGACCAACCUUCCAGGGGUCCCAUGAGAGCAGUGAGUGUAACCAGAAGUGAGUCACCCCACUCUCUCUUUUGCACAGAGAGAAACAGCUUCCCUUCUCAAUUGGAAGGGCAGAUUACCAAAGGGGGCCGUGGUUUAAAUCUCUCCACUCAUUGAAUGAUUCCUCGGGGGGGCGGGGGGUAAAUUGUAUCCCCAUCUUCAUCUCAGUGCUGCAUCUACUUUGAUUUCUUCUUCUUGCCACUGCCAAAUUGGUGUAGUUUUUGUAAGCCAUAAAAAUUUGCUUGGGGGCGAGAUCAGGUCCCCACAAUGUGGGGUUAGCCACUCUUAUGGUAGAGGCUGUGUCUUUCCACAUGGUGGAAUCUCUAAUCAACUCUUUUUAGGACACUUUUUAGGACACAUAUGAGCAACAACUUGCAGAGUCUGGUUUUCAUUAAUUAGUAUGUAUGAAAGAAGCUGAUCACAAGAUGUUAGAGCGAGUCUAUUGUCUGGAUUUAAUAUUGAAUUGACUUAAUCAGCCCUGCUGUGCCCAGACAUCAAACCCUAAACAAAAUACUGGCAGGGAGUGGUGUAGAAAAACAGAGACCUAGGUGCCCUGUUCAAGCAGGACUUGCAAAAACAUUGCAGCCCAGAAAAUUGGAUCACACACUCCUCUUGUGCAGUAAGGUGUAUCAUGCCAGUUUCACAUUGUGAUUUUUGGAAGGUUUCCCAUGUCACAGAAUGAUGCAAAGCACCAAUAAUAUCACUCUUAGCAACGGAUUUCUGCUUUAAUCUUCCUGUGCUGGAGGAAUUUCCUGUAGAGUAGCAGGAUCAGCAUCAUUUUAUUUUUAUGUUAAAUAUUACUUGAGUUAAGUUAAGGCUGUUUUGUUCCAGAUAACUGCUGGCAAAGAGUAGAGUUGCUGUGGGGUUACAUAAGACAAAAUAGUAGGCCAGCCAUGGUGAGCUGAGGGUUAUUUUCUUCCUACUUUUGUUAAAUGACCUGGUGAGCAGAACUACUAUCCAACUUUGUUUAUGUAAGUUCAACUGACAAGCCACCUAUCCAAGAAGCAUCUAAUGUUGACCCUCAUAACUGACACAGUCAUCCUGCUUAGAUCCCAGGCGGAUUCUGUUGUGAUCCUUAUGAAUUGUAUUGGAGCUGUAUCAUUAAAUAGGAAUGCAGCUUUCUCCCUGUUUGAAGGACCAAGAAGAGGAGUUCUGAACAUGAUGAACACAUAUGCAGAAUACAGCCAAAUUCAUAGAGAGACUGUACUGAGAAAUUCACUGUGGAUUCAAGGUUAAUAACUUGCUGUUGCAGUGGACUGAGAUUUCUGUGUGAUCUUUCAGGCCCAUAGGACUGCUACACAAGGUGAAGCAAUUGUUAAGUGAGCAGCACAAUGCCCCUGCCAGAGCUAACAAAGUCAAAGGCUGCAUUAGCUUCCUUGUUGGUGCAUUAGGAGGUACAAAACGGCCUGGUGUAAACAGUUGCGUUCCUGCUGCCCUAGUACAUGAUGCCUGGAUCCUGCACUCUGGCAAGCAAUAGUACUGAAAUAACAGGAAAGCACAGUAGCCCAUGUAUUUGGAGCUGCUGUAAACAAACAUUACAGCCAGGCUUCUGUGUUAACAAUAGUAGCUUUUCACACUCCUGAAAUGGGCCCAAGAUUUUUCAUGUGGGCAGUGGCUGCUGCAAUGCCUGAGUACCCACCAGAAUCUCUGCUGCCCGAGGAAGAUGGUGAUUGGCUCCCUCUGUUAGGGCUGAUUGCCUGGAAUCUGGGUCACAGACUUAACAAGAUUGCUUUCCGCCGCUCCACUGCUCUAUUCACCAGCCUGUCAGCUCUGUGUAUGUGGCCCAGGGGAAAGCCCUGAGCUAGCCCCAAGCGCUGUAGCUUGUACAGACUGUGUGCAGCUGACUGCACAUUAUAAAUAACAGCAUAGCACGUCAGCUACACUAGAUAGUCAUAUCUGAUGAGCUUUGAAUUCUAGCUUCAAAUCUCUAAUGCAAAAGAGCUUAUUCACACACCUUCUCUACAACUAGGCUCAAACAAAGGUCACAUUUUAAGGUGCUCCGUGGGUGGCUUUGUAAAGCCAGGGUUUCUUUUUUACUCACAUAAUAUAUUUGAUUGAAAUUUGGAAGAAAAUACAAAGAUUGAUAUCAGGUAUCUUUUUAUCAAGACUAAAAAAACUAUCCUAAAUAAAAACACAAAUCAGAAAGAAAAGGGGAAAAACAAGAUGAAGAAAAAAAGAAGAAAAAGGGGGGGUGAGAAAAUGAGAACUUCUGAUUCUUCAUCUGUCAGCUAUAUGUAGAAAAUUAUUCAACACAUCCACUCCAAGAUAAACACCCAACAAAUCUGCUUUCAAGAAACCAAAGCCAAGGUUUCUUCAUACUGUGUUCCAAGGCAAUCCAACUUCUACAUCAAGAAAAUUCCAAUCCUGUGCCCAAACUCAGUUAUUCGAGUAAAUGUGUGGUUUAUGUAGCACAGGCUUCCUCAACCUCAGCCCUCCAGAUGUUUUGAGACUACAAUUCUCAUAAUCCCUGACCACUGGUCCUGCUAGCUAGGGAUCAAGGGAGUUGUAGGCCAAAAACAUCUGGAGGGCCGAGGCUGAGGAAGCCUGAUGUAGCAUAUACCUUCUCAGUUUUGAUUACAUCUGAAUCAGUUCAGGAAGUUUGUUCAAAGUGCUGACCUCUUUGAUGAGUGUGGGGUGUACAGCAGAGGAAAAGCCAAAUGCAUGUAUAGAAGUGUGAUUUGAGGUGACAUUGGAAUGAGGACACAGAUACUUUUGCACCCUGGAACUUUAUGUGAUCCCCGUCUCUUUCCAAAGUGUAUAUUUAAACACAAGAGUCAGAGAAACGCUUGUGGAAAUAAUGCAAGAAGCUACCUGAGAUUCUCACAUAUCACAUUUGGUACCAACAACCCUGCCCAGACCACCUGUUUUUUGAGUUUGCUCAGACUUUGGCGAUUGCUUACUGGCAAAAUAUGUUACUAUUCAAACCUGUUGGCCAGAGCUAUGAGAGAGAAAGUUCCUCAGCAGAGGUGGGCUGUGCUCUGUUUCAGAACUCCCCCUUCCCCAGUUGCAAUUUUGUCAGUUGGAGUAUGUCUUGGGACAUCAAACAAUGCAGAUCUUCUGUAGUUGUGUGUGCGCAGCUACAUAGAACAUGAUAGCUCUGUUGGUUAGAGCAUGGUGCUGAUAAUACCAAGGUUGUAGGUUGGUGUUAUCAACGCCCUGCUCUAACCAACAGAGCUAUCAUGCUCUAAGUGCUGAAGGCCAGGCUGUUGAAGGAAGUAACCUCUAGCAUUUAAACUGUCACACUUCACUUACUGCUUAGCUGAAUUAUAUUUUUCUUCUUUCUCCUACAGUGCAGCCAUUGGAGGAACCUAGAGGAGACAGGUAGGUUUGCUCUGUAUUGUCUUCAUAGUGGAGAUGGUUCUUGCCACCCUUCUGCCUUGCCUGCUCUCUUUUACUCAGUAUUUUGACCUGUGUCAUGACCUGAAAAGUCCUUCCCCAAAUGGGUUUGUAGGGCUCCUUACUCAUUUCCCUUCCUUAAUGGGGUCAGGUUUGGUUCUGUUUUCGGUUUCUAGAAAUUGGAAGAGUCGGAUGGAUGCCUUCUUCUCAGGAUUUAAUGGCAUUUCAAGGCCAAGAGGAGGCGCUCAAUUGUAGUCGUCACUUACUGGGUGGAUGUCUGUCCUGAAAAUACCACCUGAGGCUUAGGAGGUAUGGGGUUCCAAGAAAGGAAUGUAGGAAGGAAUUAACAGCUGUGCUGUGGCAGUCAUUUCAUCAGCACAAGCUUUUCAGUUUCUCAGACAGAACAAUCCCCCAUCUCCCCCUGCCCCUGGUCUGGGAGGGUCUCCCAAUCUUCCCCGUGCUGAUUUCCCUGUGGGGAGAGAGUCCUAUUCCACAGGCAGAGGUUCUUGUGCAAGUCCUUGUUAGCAGGACUAGUAAGUUGAAUCCUUUCCCUUUUGGGUGGGCUUCACCUAACCAGCCCCAUUGGUGAAAGCCCUGCUCAAGAACUUUGCUUGUGGCUUUCCCUCCUCUCUUUCCCUCACCCCACAAAUUGGCUCUGGGGGAGCUGGAGGAACCAAUGAGGGAAGAGGCAAGCUGGAUUAUUUACACAUAUGGGACAAUUGAAAGAGGUCAACAUUUGGCCAUAACUUUGUUCCACAACAACUUUGAUAGCUUUCUGUUAAUACUGCCUGCAGGAAGUGAUUCUCUGUUGCUUGUGGCAAGCAUACCUGGAAGGUCUAAAGUACUGAUACAUUGUUUCCAUCCCUGUAGUGACAGUGAGAUGGCAAGAGCGCAGCCUCACCUGUUAAGUGUCCCAGAGCUCUGUCGUUUCCUGGCAGAGAGCUGGAUUACCUUCAGAUUGUACCUUCAGGAGCUGCUGCAAUACAAGAGGCAAAACCCUGCUAAGGUAAGCUGGGAGUCAUCAGGCCCUCUCAGGAAAAAUCCUGGAACAUGACUACUUUCCCCCAUGGUGCCUUUGGGCCGUGGCUUGUUAAUACAUACAUACAUACAUACAUAUUCAAAUACAUUUAUUCAAAUACAAAUACGUAUUCACAGUUGCUCCUAGCACUUAGGGAUGCUUCACACUGGAUUAUUUUUCUACAUGGAUAUUGCUUCAGUUUAAGAAAGGAUGUGCAUACACAACAAUAUGUGGUGUAAACGUUGUAUUCCAAACAGCAAUUUUACGGGAAUCUAGUAUUCUUCACAAUACAUGCGGAAACAAAAAAUGGGAAUAGGGUUUUAACCAAGUAUGCCAAUACAGACAAGGUACAGUGUGUUCCAGAAACUAUCCUGAGAAAAAUAGCUGAGGGCAGACAUACCCUUAGCCUGCACAUACGUGUUGAUGUUUCUUUGUAGAUGUCACUUCUUUGUUUCUUUUUCCUCCGCUGCCACCCAGUUAUGUUUAGUAAUCCAAAAUGCAUAAUGUGAUAUAUUUGUGUUGCAACUCUGUUCUUUCAUUGCAGAGGUGCAUUUCUAUGUGAUGGCCUCAUUCCUGCAUUGAAAUGUGAGAUUGUUGCUUGCAGCAGUUGCUCCAUAUAAGCAGUAAAUGAGCAGUUCUGGCCCUGAGCAGAAUUCAGAUUUUCUUGCUGUAGUGUCUGGGAUUUAUGAGCAUAAUGGCAAGCAGCUCUUUCUAUUGAUUAAUUAAUGGCCUGUCCUUGGAGGAGAAAGCAUUACCUUAUAUUAUAUAGUCAAGAUCAUUUAAAGGGAAGGCAGGUAGAGAGGGGAGUAAUGUAUGGGCCUUAUUUUAUCUCAGGAUGAGGGAAGUCCUGAAAUCUGUUCUGAUGGGAAGUUCUGCUUCUGCACAUGAGUCUGGCAAACCGCUCUAAGCUGAAGCAUUCCUUCGUCACCCACCCUAGAAUGUUUAGUUCACAUUGAGUUCAUGAAACAUCGUACCCUGACCUGUUCUUAAUGCAUGGUUGACCACAUCUACGGAAUGCGAUAGUUAUGCUCUUUUAAGUUUUGCAAUAUCAAUCACUAGUAAUAGUUUAAUAAGGAGGUUUUCAUACCUGUCCAACCAUGUGUUCCCUUUCCCAACCUUUAAUCUAUUGAUGAUUAAUGCCUAUAUGCAACCCUUGCAUUGUAUUUGUGUUAACCAAUCAGCAACAAGCACAUAUGUGGCAAUGCUGUAAUAUUCAAUAAAAGGGACUCCCCGAGACAUGAUCAAGAGAUGCCUCUCAUAUGACACUUGUCAUUCGUCUGUCGUUUAUUUCAACCCAACACUGUUCCAGUCACCUUUUGCCAGUGGCAAAUUUCUUCCAUUUCCAUUGACAGCCUUAAUAGUGAAUCAAACACAUACUCCUUUCAGAGUGUUGGGAUUGGCAUAGAAAAAGUCAGGCUUUUUCCUCUUGUAGUCAGCUAUUUGCCCAUUUGUCAGUUACUUUCAGACAUGCAGCUUGCUGUUGCAGGUAAUUCUGGAUCCCCACCCGGCUCUGUUAUAACACUACCUGGCAGCAGCACCCGGGAGCAAAAGAGUAGCCAAUCAUUCUGGCAUGGCAGAUGCGCAAAGCAUGCAAAAUGGCUGUGUGGGUGAAUACAAGCAGUUAUUAAUUAAAACAAGGCUCUCUGGGAUUGGGGGCGUCUCUUGAGCCAUUGCAAAGGUGGCUUAUUGGCUGUCCUGAGAAUGCUUCCACUGUGCUAAACCUUUCUUCUCUAUCUUCUUUCGCCUUGUACUUCCAGUUUUGUGCCAGAGUCUGCUCAGGAUGCUUGAUCUUAGCAAUAGUAGGACACUAUGUUCCUGGAAUCAUGAUUUCCUACAUUGUCUGUGAGUAUAACUGGGCUGUUUUAUCCCUUAAAACUAGACAUGUGACAUAACUAAGCAUAUGCCCAGGAUUUUCCUUUAUCCAGCUCAUUUAAAAGAAAUUAAAAGCACAUAAUAGUUCCAACACCUUGUGGGGAACAGGGACAUAGAUUGAAUUUAAUGAGGCGCAGCUGGUGGAGGGCUGGACACUGAGUAUCCUUUGGAAAAUUGGCUGCCUCUUUGUCUCUGAGAGUAUAUGCUUCUAACACUUUCUGGACUGUCUCCAGUGCUCAGUAUCUUGCUGUGGCCGCUGGUGGUGUACCAUGAACUUAUCCAGAGGAUGUACACACGCUUGGAACCCAUUCUGAUGAAACUGGACUACAGCAUGAAGGUGGAUACCUUGCAUCUUAAACACGAAAAGAAAAGUAAGACAACAGCUCCACAGUACCUGAAAUGCAUAGCUUUUGAUGAUGGGAUGCAGGAUAUAAGUCCCAGGAAGUAAAAAUUAGAAACUGGGAUGGCUAGCUAGGAGCAAUCCAGUGGGGUGAGGUCCAAAAUCACUGGAGAUGGCUGGAUUUUAAUGUGCAGUAGUGUCCAGUACAGUGGUACCUCGGGUUACAGACACUUCAGGUUACAGACUCCGCUAACCCAGAAAUAGUACCUCGGGUUAAGAACUUUGCUUCAAGAUGAGAACAGAAAUUGUGUGGUGGCGGUGUGGCGGCAGCGGGAGGCCCCAUUAGCUAAAGUGGUACCGCAGGUUAAGAACAGUUCAGGUUAAGAACAGACCUCCAGAACGAAUUAAGUUCUUAACCCGAGGUACCACCAUACUGUGAGGAAGCACAGUCUGUAUGAAGCUUCUGAUAAAAUAUUCCUCUGGUCCUCUUUUUAUAGGACUAGUUCCACUGAUGUCCCAUUAAGCAUUUUGUAUAUGUUUUCUAACAGAGCGUCAAGGAAAGAGUGAGCCCGAAGCUGGCAAUGAGCCAAUGGCAGAGACUGAAAGUGAGAGUGAGGCGGAGCUGUCUGGGUAUUCUCCAGUGGUAAGAGCAUGGGAAGGGAUACAUGUUGGUGUUGAGCUUCAUUCCCAAGAAUUCAUUUCUUUCAAGUGAUGUGAGUUUGCCUGCAGGGUUGGAAGGUCUGAGAUCUUGUUCCCUUCAUAAAGGCUACUGUAUUCAAUCUGACUUAGGAACUUGCAGGUUUUGGAGGGCCUUCUUCCCCCACCCUCACCCCUUUGGGCCUUGCCUUAUCUUCUCAACACUGUUAUCACCAACUGCUCUUUUUUGUCAUUGUUACCCCCUAUGUGCUUGCUGGGCAAAGAGCCAGUGAACAAGCAGGUAUUGGCAUCUCCUUCUCACUUUCCCAGUGGUCUUGGCCAGAGCAAAAGGCGGGUGUACAAGGAGAUUGCAAUGAUGAAGAGGCAGAGAAGGUCCAGUGGUGGCUCGUCAGUGGUCCCACUCCUGAAGUGUGGCCCCUUAGCAGAUCCAUCCUGACCCUUGAUGCCUGUCCUGGAAACUUGGCAUGAUACUUCAGAUUCAGGGGGACAGAGAUGAGUGGUCAGGUUGGCAUUGUUGGGGGCAUCUCUCUCCAAAUUCUCCCUCCAACUUCUGACUCUCCAACCUUUCUUUUCAGAGCCAAAAUUACUCUAUCUCUCAGGGUUUAGAUGGAAGAGUUAGUCUUGGAGGAUAGCUCUUCCUCAUUAUUGCCGGCACUAAUUAGAUAUAUAACCAACCUGGUAUGUUGGAUCUGGGUUCAAAUUCCUGUUUGGUCAGGGUGGGUCAAGUGGGUUAAAUGUUUAAGACACAACAGCAUGUCCAAUUUUAAAUCUGGAAAAUAAGAUGGCAGAAUCCCAAGUCACUGAUUCCUCUACAGUUAAUCUUACAACUAAUUUUUGUAAUUGGAACAGCCAUCUUUUUGAUAAUCCAUGCAUUGUUUCCAUUCAGUAAAAGGUUAAUAUUUUUAGUGCAUCCCUCUUUGAAAUCCAAGUUAAUAUUGGCUCAGACUCUGAUGGCAGAGAUUCUAGGCUAACAGGUGGGACCUAGUGGCUCCACUGUAAGGUGGAGAUUUUUAGCCACAAGAACAAAAAAUGUCCUCACGCUCCUCCUUUUUGCAGGUGGAUGUGAAGAAGACAGCUCUGGCAUUGUCAAUUACAGACUCUGAGCUCUCUGAUGAGGAGGCCUCUAUCCUGGAGAGUGGAGGCUUCACCGUCUCCAGAGCUACCACACCACAGCUGACCGACGUGUCUGAAGGUGCCAUUUUCUUACUCCCCAAAUCCAAAUGCUGCAUAUUAUUUGGGGCCACUGUGUGGUAGAGUACAAGUUGUGUGUUCCCUUCUAGAGUGUUCAGAGAUGAAAACUAGGAUAUGAAGGGUAGUUGUAGGGCUUAGAAUUGAUGAGAAUGAUGAACUUUGGGCUGAAAAGGAUCAAAAUCAAAUUGAUUCCUGAUUUCCAGACUUUGAGUGGCCCCUGAAUACAGCUGUCUUCACCUGGAAACAUGGAUGUACUUGUUUACUAUAUUUUUACAUGUUAUCGUGCAGAGUCCAGUGUCUUUAUUAUUUCUUGAUUGAUGAUAGACAUCCCGGACUGUUCUGUAACUUGCAGGCCAUUGGGAGAAUGCGAUUAGCUCCCUUACUAUGGUUACUGGUGCCACACACAAACAGCCCCAAGUUCUUCUGCAGCAUUGUUAAGUCUUCAGGGAUUAGCUGUCCACUCUAGGCUCUCCUUGCCUGAGCUUUGAUCCCCCUACACUCUUCUCCCCCACCUAAGAUGAACAGCUGACAUUACCAAGGCAACAUAUUUCACUGAGGAUUGCAGUCCUUGAGGCUGUAAACCAAAAAGACCCACUUCUUCAACCAAUCCAUUUCCUUGUCAUCCUAGCCUUGCCUUACAUCAGGAGUGGUCAACCUUUUUAGACCAAGGGCAGCAUUUCCUCUCUGCCAGUGAUUGGUGGACUGAGCAGAAAAUGUAAAUUUUGCCUCUGUAUAGUAGGCUACUUUCUAAGCACACUUGCACACCCAUUUCUCUCCUCCAUCCAGGCCAGCAAGAGGCAGUAUCAGAAUUCAGUGACACAUCCUAGCCAGGCAAAAACACUCGAGGAAGGGUACAAACCAGGGCUGGUGGGAAGUGUGGCUUUGGCAGAGAAGGGUGUGGUGAAGUAGGAAGUGUAGCCUUAGCAAAUCCUGAGGGCCAGAUGGAGAGGCCUAGAAGGCUGCAUCUGGCCCUGAACCUGAGCUUCCUUUCCCCUGAGCAUAACUUUUAUUCAUUUGCAAGCCUCCUACCCCCAAACCACACACAACAGUGUAAAUUGCAAACCAUAAAGGACGGUAUUUUAAUGCAGAAACUAGCACACUUGUACUAUAUAGAUGUUGUAGUAGCUAGUGGUAAUGUGGUAUCAUUACUGCUAAAUCUCUGUGUAUGUGAAAAUCCAAAGUAUUGGGUCUUGUUCCAUAAUAGCUCAUUUACACACUUAGAAGUAGCAGUUGCAGCCAAUUCCACUGCAGUAGCAUGCAGAGCUUUUCCUGAGGCUUUACCAAUGAGGAAGAACCUGGUGGAGUAACUUCAGGGAGCCCCAGCCUGCAAUGCUAAGUAUGAUUGUUGUUGUUUGUAUAGUGCCUUAGAGUGCUUUGAAGCACAUCAGCUUUGUUAUCAUGUUAUCCUAGCUACCUUGUAUGAUAGGUCAGGGUUGUUGCCAUGGUGCAUGUUGGCACCAAUGACGUGGGGAAAUGUCAUGUAACCCUGGAAACACAAUUUAGGUAGCUAAGUUGGAGGUUGAGAGCCAGGACCUUCACGGUAGAUUUAUUUUAAAUGCUACCUUUUCCAUGCACAAGGUCAGCUAGACAGGCAGGGUUGAGCAGUUCAGUGUAUGGAUGAGUUGGUGGAGAGGUUUGGAUUUGUUAAGCACUGAGAAGUGUUCUGGGACAAGCCAGGGACAGGCUCCAUUUCAGCCGGGAUGGAACCAGACUAUAUAUGCUUAAAGUCUAAAAGGUGGCAGAGCAGCUAUUCAGCUGUUUGCUGGGAGAAAGCCACUUGAAGCUGAGGAUCAUCUUGUUUGGGGCAAACCAUCCAGGGGAAUCCAGGAAAUUUCAGGGUGGUUAGUUUAAUGUCUCUUCUGGGAAAACUGGUAGCAAGCAUAAUUAAAGAUUGGAAUACCAAGCAUAUAGAAGGACAAGCUUUGCUGAGGCAGAAUCAGUGUGGCUUCUGCAAGGGUAAGUCCUGUGUUUGAGAAUGUCAGCAAGCACAUAGAGAGAGAGAAAGAAGUGAUCCAGUUGACAUAGUGUACUUAAACUUUCAAAAAGCCAUUGACUAUGGAGUCCCUUGCCCAAGACACCUGAUUAAGUUUAGCAGCUGUGAAAUAAGAGGACAUGCUGUUAUAGAUCAGGACUGGUUAAGAAACAGCAGAGAGUAGAAAUUAAUGAAGGGUUUUCCCAAUGCAGUGGUGUCCAAACUUUUUUCAAAGAGGGCCAGAUUUGAUGUAGUGAAGGGCCAUGAGGGCCGAUCAAAGGGCCAACCAAAGUUUUUAAGCUUUUUUCAGGAUUAAAGUUGUGGAGGUUUUUUUUAGGAUUUUACCCCAGGAAAUAAACAGCCACAGGGGCCGGAUUAAACCUACCAGCAGGGCCGAAUUAGGCCCCCAAAAUGGACUUUGGACAUGCCUGCAAUAGAGGGAUGUAGGAAGUGGGGUCCACCAAGGUUUGGUGUUGGUACUGGUGCUUUUUAAACUUGUUCAUAAAUGAUCUAGAGUUGGGAGUGAACAAUAAGGUAGCCAAGUUUGCUGCUCAUACUAAAUUGUUAGGGGUGGUUAAAACAGAAAGGAAUUGCGAUGGGCUUCAAAAGGAGAAGUAGACAUUAAAAUGGGAAAUGCAAUUAAAUGUAAGCAAUGUAAGAUUAUGCAUGGUGUAAAGAAAGAGAGCUGUUUCUCAUAAUACAAAAAUCUGAGGACAUGUAAUGAAGCUGCAUGUUGGAAGAUUCAGAACAGACAAGAGGAGGUUCACAUAGCACAUACCGUAGUUUAAACUAUGGAAUUAGUUCCAACAAGACGUAGUAAUGGCCACCAAUGUGGAUGGAUUUAAAAGACAAAUUUCUGGAUGAUAAAGCUGUCAAUGGCUGCUGGCCACAAUGGCUUUGUUCACCGUCUACUAGUGUGUCUGAAUUCCAGUUGCUGGGAGUUCCAAGCGGGAAGAGUGCUGUUUCACUCAUGUCCUGCUUGUGGAUUUCUCAUAGGCAUAUGAGAACAGGAUGCAGGACUAGAUGGGGCUUAGGUCUGAUUCAGCAAGGCUGUUCUCAUGUUUUUAUUGCCCCCAUAUUGUAGUGCAGGGGGCAGGAGUGAGAAUGAGAUAGUGGUGGUAUAUCUAAAGCACUUAAUGAGUACAUGGCAAAAGUGAGAUUCAAACCAAGGAAUUCACACUCUUCAUAGCCACUAUGAUACACAGCUUUCAUACAUCAGCAUUAACGUGCAUGAUACUGCAUACAUUUACCAGCUCAGAUUUGUUCUGGUGAGAUGAUUGAACAAGAAAGAAAAGCAGUAGCAAGAUCAUAGUGGGGUUGGUGACUUUUAAUCAGGGAGUACAGCUAUAGAACAGCAGCAACUGACCUGUUAAUGAAAGAAUAGGAAAGAACAUUUCUGUUCAAGGUCAGGAUAAGAUGAUAAGGAGGCACACAAAGGCAAGUACCGUAAGUGUAUUCAGAAAACAGACUGGCAGCUGAGCUUGGAAUGGCAAUUGAUGAUUGAGAACAGGGAAUUCUGGGGUGUUUGGGGAGGCCAUGUUCAUAUUCCCAAUAUGCUUUUCAGAUCUGGACCAGCAGAGCCUUCCCAGUGAGCCAGAAGAGUCCUUCUCCAAGGACUUGGCAGAGUUUCCUUCUGUGGAAGAGUUUCAUUCCAGAGACUUGGGACCACCCAGUGAGGAUGACAACUUUGCAGUGCCUGCCCACGCUGCCCACCAACUGGACUCUGCUGAGAAAGACGGCGUGGCGGCAGCAGCCAUGAGUUCAGACACAUCCAUCCUGUGCCUGGCCUCACCCCUGCACUUUGUAAAUACGCACUUCAACGGGAACGGGCAGGCAGUGGCAGGAGGAGCCCUGGAGCCCCAACCUGUCACUGCCCAAGGCCUGGGGCUGCACAUCGAUUCACUGAGCCAAGAGAUUGUCACCACCGCUAUCAGUACAGUAGUGCAGAACACCCUGUCAGCCCUGCUCCGCUCCUCUGAGGACAACGAGGGGCCUUCUCUCUCUGAGUUCCUGCCCACUGAGCCCAAGGAGAGACUGAGCUUCCAGGCCCAGCUGUCUGAGAGUGUGGAGGUGGGGGCGGCCUCUCUGCCUGGGGAGGAGGAGGAGGAAGCUGAUGAUUUUGAGCUGCUUGAUCAGAGGGAGCUGGAGCAGAUGGAUGCAGAGCUUGGCCUUUCUGGAGAGACAGAGGCUCAAGCGACACCGGCUCUCCCUCCUGAAGAAGAAUCCUUGCCCAGCUCCUAGGUCCCACUGCUCCCCUGUAUUUCUGCAGCUGCAAGGGAAGGACAAGUGAACACACAGCAGAGUUUGGUCUGUGCUGACUGGGGACGGCAAAACAUCCACAUUCACAGUGUUAUGUCUGGAAUAGUGAGUCCUCUUCCUAGUGUUGGCCUUCCAAGCAGGGUGUUGCGUCUUGCCCACGCUUCCUAGUGGUGAUGCAAUCUUUUUUGGUCUGCUGCUGCAAUUUGUCUGUCUUUGUCUAUUCGUUUUGUUUUUUUGCACGCCGCAUCCUCAGCUAGAUAUCCCCGCUGCUCGCACCCACUGUUCAUGCCCCCCCCCAGUAGGAAGGAAAGCAGUUUUAUUGGAUGGAGGGGGGUACCAGAGGGUCUACAUUGUAAAUAUUUUUAUGAAAACAUUGGUUUGUUUAGUUGGGAAGAGGGAGAAGGGAUUGGUGGUAUGGAGAAAACGGGUUGAGGUGGGUUUCUUCCCUUGAGUUAGAAAUUUCAGGGUGGAGGGGAAGUAGGGCUUCAAAGGAGACAUCGUGUGGAGUAUAUUUGCUGUCAGGACAAGAUGAGGGGGCACAAUUGAGCUUUCUGCCCACCUUGUACAAGAAUAGCAGCUGCUUUUGCACUUCCGAGCACUAGCCCUUUCCCUUAACUUUCACCCUACAACCCAAUUUCCUUUAUUCAGUUGUGUGAAUAUGACACCUGAUUUGGGCUCCAGGAAGUGGGUAGUCUGGUCCUGUAGAUUCUCAACUCCAAGGCCAGGCUGUCUGCAGGCUCUUUAAUCUACUUGGGAAAACACAAAGCAAUUUGCAGUGACUUGAAAGCUUCCUCUUCCACUGCUGCACUUUAAAAGCAAAAUCCCCUUAUAUCUACUUCUUGUCACCUUUCUCUAAGGCCUGGCUGAGCCAGCUCUGCCCUAUGAUGCACCCUGGCCAGAGCACAAUCUUCUGCUGCCCUCAGCCUUGCCUUAGGGAAAAGAGCAGAGCAGCUUGAAAAGGAAUGAUGUGUGUAGGACAUUGGGAAGAACAUUCUCCAACUCCAAGCUCUCUAGGCUUAUCUCCACUCUACUCCCACUCUCAAAUCACUUUUGAAACCUCAGGGGUUUCACUCUUUAUAGUCUUUUGCUAAUUGGAGUAGUGUGCCCAUUUAUGUUCUCAGGAGAAAGGAGGGACUAAAUGGGAGUGGAGGAUUGUUUGGGUUUUUUUCUCCAAAGGUGGUUACUGCCCCUGAUACCUAUUGCUGCUUGCACAGGUUUGCAGAAUAUUAAUUCUAGGAUCUGAUGGCUGAGUCUUUCAAAUAUUGAUUUUAAGUUGCAAUGAUAAAGUGGGUUUUUUAUUAUAUGGAAACAGAGAUGCCCCCUAUUGGGUGUGUAUCUUUGUUAAGAUGCAGCAGUCUGUCUUCAGUAAUAGCGUUCUCGGCUGAGUGGAUACUGCUUGCUCCCAGUAAUGGAUCUCAUUUUUUGCCUGUUUUCCAAUGAUUGCUGGAGAAGCUGGAUGGGUUGGGGAGUGUCAUGAAUUGGCCAGUUUCUUGCUGUUGAAAAUUUUCAAGCUGGGCACUUCCAGGCGAUACCUGACGCUUUCACAUUCUCACAAGUGACUGCCGCUUUGCAGAUGCAGGCCCUGAAGCUGUGAUAGCUUGCCCUGCAGGCCUCAGCAUUUUAAACUGCACUUCUGAGAGUUUAUGACCAAGGUGAAGGUGCUGCCUCUCAGCAGGAGGGGCCACCAAUCAAUUCCAAGCACAUUUGCAAGACCCCAGUUCUUGCCUUUUGCACCCUUCAAGUUUCAUCGCUUGCUGAGUCAGUCACUGGCCCACUCUUUGUAUCAAGGUUGCCUGUCUCAGGUUCCUUCAGUCAUAGGGCAAUGAUUUUCUUGAAAUGCAAAAUGAUAUUGUUCUCCAGAGUUGGUUUACUUUCUGACCUGUGUUGCCUGCCCCAUCCCAUCCCAGCCCCAGUCAAAUGUUGAGGGGAGGAUGCCUGUUAAUACAGCUUCCUCCUAAUGUCUGCACUUUGGAAAUGGGCAGCCAUGUAGCACUGAGUGUGGAGCUUGCUCGCCUUUGUGUUGUGUCCUGAGCACAAAUUUUGCUACCCCUACCACCAGCCAGAAGCCCUAGCUUUCCCAUUCUGGUGCAGGAGGCAUGUUAUAUGUUUGUGUUUUUCUCUGAAGUUCUAAGCUGUCUUCCUCUCCUUUGGUGGCAACAGCGCCAUACUGCUCCAUGAUAGGGGCCUUCUGAGGAAGGGCUGGGAGGCUGCUGAUGUCACCCAGGAAAGGCAGAGGGCUUUGAACUGUGUAGCGGUGUUUAUUCUAUGGCUAAAUAUUUAAAACAAACUGUAGUCUUUUUAAUAAAAAAAGGUUCAAAGAUGUGAAUUUUGGGUU
Messenger RNA from Podarcis lilfordi (Lilford's wall lizard), 21813 nucleotides. The record is from the annotation of a GenBank genome assembly. Lineage: Eukaryota; Metazoa; Chordata; Lepidosauria; Squamata; Lacertidae.